Colletotrichum chrysophilum is the source of this 309-nucleotide messenger RNA. RefSeq lists its product as uncharacterized. The record is from RefSeq and is a predicted model, not a curated record. NCBI's taxonomy places the organism in Eukaryota, Fungi, Ascomycota, Sordariomycetes, Glomerellales, Glomerellaceae. Gene Ontology annotation, biological process: proton motive force-driven ATP synthesis. The coding region runs from base 1 to 309 and encodes 102 amino acids. The transcript has 5 exons.
AUGAGCUUCGUCACCCGCCGCGGUCUUUCGACCCUUAUCCCCCCCAAGGUCGCCUCUCCCAAGGCCCUUGGUGCGGACCCCAACGCCGUCCGCAUGCAGCGCGUCGUCAACUUCUACGAGAAGCUCCCCCGUGGCCCGGCUCCCGAGGCCAAGGCCUCUGGCAUCCUCGGCCGCUACGCCGCUAAGCACUUCAACGGCAAGAACGCCUCUGCCAAGCCCAUCAUCCACGCCAUCGGCUUCCUCCUCGUCGUCGGCUACGCCCAGAACUACUACUUCCACCUCCGCCACCACAAGAACAAUGCUCACUAA